AUGGGCUGGUUCUCAUUCGGCUCGUCGAAUGCACCGCAAUCAGCAAAAGCGUCAGAUGGCGGACGCAUUGCUCCUGACCGCUCGUCUCGAGAGAGCUGCUACAAUGGUCGGGAUCAUUUCUUUGCUUGCCUCGACAGCAACGACAUUCUAGAUGCUGUCAAGCAUGACUCGGAGGCUCGCAAGAAAUGCGCCAAAGAAAUUGCCGAGUUUGAAUCUGCUUGUUCCAAGGCCUGGGUCAAAUAUUUCAAAGAGAAGCGUGUCAUGGAGUACAACAGGGACCAGACGAUCGCCCGAAUCCAAAAAGCGGACGCAGAGAAAGCAGCUGAGGAGGCAGCUGGACGAUAG
Messenger RNA from Talaromyces atroroseus, 345 nucleotides. RefSeq lists its product as hypothetical. Gene Ontology annotation, biological process: mitochondrial respiratory chain complex IV assembly. The record is from RefSeq and is a predicted model, not a curated record. The coding region runs from base 1 to 345 and encodes 114 amino acids. Gene Ontology annotation, cellular component: mitochondrion; mitochondrial intermembrane space; respiratory chain complex IV. Lineage: Eukaryota; Fungi; Ascomycota; Eurotiomycetes; Eurotiales; Trichocomaceae. The transcript is spliced from 2 exons.